Messenger RNA from Nannizzia gypsea CBS 118893, 1476 nucleotides. Its product is annotated as 26S proteasome non-ATPase regulatory subunit 12. Bases 1 to 1476 code for a protein of 491 amino acids. NCBI's taxonomy places the organism in Eukaryota, Fungi, Ascomycota, Eurotiomycetes, Onygenales, Arthrodermataceae. The transcript has 5 exons. The record is from RefSeq and is a predicted model, not a curated record. Gene Ontology annotation, cellular component: nuclear proteasome complex; cytoplasm; proteasome regulatory particle, lid subcomplex.
AUGUCGGAUGGCACGCUGUUCAAGCCUGACAAGGACUUUUCGAAGGAUGUAGACCAGCAGAUUCCCGAGGCUGAAGCGCUUGCUAAGACAAACGUACAAGGCGCCAUCGACAAGCUCCUCUUACUAGAGAAACAAGCACGACAGGCGUCCGAUCUCCCUUCGACCUCGAGGCUGCUGGUGGGCAUCGUUACAAUCUGUAAAAAUGUUGGCGAGUGGGAGCUUCUGAACGAACAAGUCAUUGCUCUCUCGAAAAAGCAUGGCCAGCUCAAACAGGCGAUAACGAAGAUGGUCCAAGUGGUGAUGGAGUUCUUGGACAAGACACCAAAUUUGGAAGUUAAAUUGGCCUUGAUCGAGACAUUAAGGACAGUAACGGAGGGGAAGAUUUUUGUUGAAGUCGAAAGAGCGCGGGUAACUCGUGCUUUAUCCGAUAUUAAGAAGAACCAAGGGGAUAUCGACGCUGCUGCCGACAUUCUUUGUGAGCUACAGGUUGAGACCUUCGGAUCUAUGGCCCGAAGAGAGAAGACGGAAUUUAUCCUGGAGCAGGUUGCUCUUUGUAUAAAAAAGAAAGACUGGACACAGGCAAACAUCCUCAGUCGCAAGAUUACUACGAAGUUCUUCGCCCGGAAACCCAAGCGAACUCCCGAACAAAUCGAAAAGGAUAAUAAGGAAGCUGAAGAGAAAGAGAAGAAACGCAGCCCUGACGACCCACCGGUUGAGAAGCCAGAAGAUGUUACAGAUCUGAAGCUGCUGUAUUAUGAACAGCAAAUUAUUCUUGCAAACCAUGAGGGCAAGUACCUUGAUGUUUGCAAACAUUACCGACAGGUUCUCGACACUGAGUCUGUUGAAGAAAACUCGGAACAGCUACGUGCGGUCUUGCAACGAGUCAUCUACUAUGUCAUUCUUUCACCUUUUGACAAUGAACAAUCAGAUCUUUUGCACCGUGUCCAAGCUGAUUCGCGGAACUCCCUUGUCCCCAUAGAGGCUCGGCUAGUCAAGCUGUUUACCAUCAACGAGUUGAUGCGCUGGCCCAUGGUCGCUGAGCAGUUCGGUCCCCAUCUGUGUAGCACCGAUGUGUUCGACGCCGCUCCCAAUCACACAGGCGACGACAAGGCCUACCAACGCUGGCAAGACCUUCGAAAACGUGUCAUUGAACACAAUGUCCGCGUUAUUGCCAAGUACUACACUCGCAUCGAGAUGGGCCGACUAACUCAGCUUCUCGACCUAGAUGAAGAGGAGACUGAGAAAUACAUCAGUGAUCUAGUUACCUCCAAAACCAUCUACGCUAAGAUUGACCGUCCAGCUAGACUUGUCAACUUUGCCAAACCACGCGAUGCCGAUGAUGUUCUGAAUGAGUGGAGCAGUAACAUGAAGAGCCUGCUUGGAUUACUGGAGAGAAUUGACCACUUAAUUACCAAGGAGGAGAUGAUGGCUAGGAUCCUCCCCACCAAGGGUGCCGGACGGUCGAAGGCACGUUGA